Cuscuta epithymum is the source of this 5948-nucleotide messenger RNA. The record is from the annotation of a GenBank genome assembly. Lineage: Eukaryota; Viridiplantae; Streptophyta; Magnoliopsida; Solanales; Convolvulaceae.
CAUUUACCUAACACCCCAUUACCAAAAAGUGUGCCAUUUUAUGCAGCAUUUGGAAUCCAAAAAAUGGCUUAUACUAUCUUCGAGUUGUACGGACUCAUAACUCCCCGGAGCUAAUUCGGACAUCAGAGUGAUAGGACAGAAGACCUUUGCACCCCGUCCGUAUGAAUAUUCAAACAUAAUUUAGCAUCUAUUCUUCCAGAUCUUGAUCGGACUAGGCCUCUCUUACUCUUACGCUUGAAGAUUCAAGCUCAAUCAAAGGCCGAGAACUUAUAAUCAUCUUAACGGCCAACUCGCGUUUGGACUACAGGUGAAAUUUCGACGUAAUCUGGGUGUCUCUGUUCACUCAAAUCAUUUGGAUUUAAAAAACCAUAAUGUGGUAUUGUAGUUUGAUCCAGAUAGCUCGCAGGGAGAUGCGGUCGUGUAGUGCAGAUAUUUGAGGAGUUUUAUUGGAUUAAUAAGAUGCUGCACGUUCCGGCAACUAUAGAAGACCAGCUUAUACUAAAAGCGAUCAGGGAAGAAUGCCCCUGGGAAAGCCUGCCGAAGCGGCUCCAAGCUACUUUGAAUUCGGCAGAAGAAUGGCAUAAAAGGAUAAUCAACCACUGCAUAAGGAGAAGACUCCAGUGGAAUAGUUGUUUUGCUCGCAAAGUUUGCAAAGAAGGUGAAUUCUAUGAAGAGAUGAUGCGGUAUCUCCGAAGGAAUUUAGCGUUGUUUCCAUAUCAUCUUGCAGAGUACAUUUGCCGUGUGAUGCGAGUGUCUCCUUUCAGAUACUAUUGUGACAUGAUAUUUGAAGUCAUGAAAAAUGAGCAACCUUAUGACAGCAUCCCAAAUUUUAGUGCUGCAGAUGCACUGCGCCUCACAGGGAUCGGAAGAAAUGAAUUCAUUGACAUUAUGAACAAGUGCAGGUCUAAGAAAAUUAUGUGGAAGCUGAACAAAUCAAUUGCCAAGGAACUAUUGCCUACCCAACCAGUGGAUUUUGUAAUUGAGCCGUGGUGGGGAGUUUGUCUUGUCAAUUUUACGUUGGAAGAAUUUAAGAAACUGACUGAAGAAGAAAUGGCCACAAUUGAUAAAAUAUGUAGGGAAGAAGUGAAUUCAUUUAUUCUUUUUGACCCUGAAGUGAUCAAAGGACUUUACCGACGAGGACUGGUCUAUUUUGACUGUCCUGUAUAUCCUGAUGAUCGUUUUAAAGUUUCCAGACUUGAAGGGUUUGUUUCAAACCGGGAGCAAUCCUAUGAAGAUCCAAUUGAGGAGCUGCUCUAUGCUGUUUUUGUGGUGUUGAGUGAGAAUUCUACUGUUUCUGAGCUCGCCACAACUUUACAGGCUGACCUUUCUCAGCUUCAAGCAGCUGCUUCUUUUGCUUGUCGACUGGGGUGGGCUAUAAAACUACUAGAUCCAGCAUCUAUCCUACAAGACUCAACUGCACCUGGCUCACCCAAAAGCAUCAUUACUGACGAGGAUGAUGGUUCCCGUGCGUCUCUCAGCUCUGGAAAUGUUACUGAUGGUAGUGGCUUCGUGCAAGGAGACAUUCCUUUUACAGAAAAUCAAUGUGUGGCAUCUGGUUAUACACGUGUUGCUUUUCUCGUGGAUGCUAAUAUCACCUCAUAUCUUAUGAUGGGAUCUGUUUCACCAGGUCUAAAAUCUCAUGCCGUGACCUUAUAUGAAGCAGGAAAGCUUGGUCAUGCUAGCAUUGCAGAUCUUUGCAAGGAUUUGAGUACACUUGAGGGAACGAAAUUUGAAGGAGAGCUGCAGGAAUUUGCCAAUCAUGCUUUUAGUCUCUGGUGUGUCCUGGAGUGCUUAGCUUCAGGUGGGGUUAAAACAGAUGGAGUUAAGGAUGGUGUUCUGUCAUGUACCACCCAUGAGGCAACCACCUCAAUGGUGGGAACUACAUCAGCCGCUAGAUCUGGGGAUUCUACUUCUUGUGGAUCUGGGGUAACCGCUGAUGAUUGUGCUAAUAAUGAAUCUCCCAAAGGCAAUACCGAUGCUUAUGAACCCAGAGUUGGCACCUCUGGCAGUGAUAAUUUAUUAGAGAUUACAUCUGGAGAUGGGGAUCCUCAAUUAGUUCUUAGUUCUCAACUUGAAGAAAAACUGGUAACUACUGAGAGUGUAGAUGUUGGGAAGGGAAGAGUGACACAGAGAAGCUACCGUGUUGACGUCCUCCGCUGUGAAAGCCUGGCUGCUCUCUCACCAGUAACUUUGGAUCGCCUGUUUCUGCGGGACUAUGACAUCAUUGUAUCCAUGGUUCCACUUCCUCCUUCCGCAGUUUUGCCUGGAGCAAAAGGUCCCCUUCAUUUUGGACCUCCCUCCUAUUCAUCUAUGACACCCUGGAUGAAAUUGAGCCUGUAUUCAGCUAUGGGGUGUGGACCUCUAUCAGUUGUUUUAAUGAAAGGGCAGUGCUUAAGGAUGCUUCCAGCACCAUUAGCAGGCUGUGAAAAAGCCCUUAUAUGGUCAUGGGAUGGAUCUUCUGUUGGUGGGUUAGGGGGGAAACCCGAAGGGAAUUUAGUAAAAGGGAGUAUACUUUUGCACUGUUUGAAUUCCCUUCUUAAAUAUGCUGCUGUGCUUGUCCAGCCUCUCAGCAGAUAUGAUCUUGACGAAGCUGGAAAAAUUGUUACCUUGGAGAUUCCAUUACCGUUGAUGAACUCUGAUGGCUCAACUGCUAACAUAGGGGAAGAAAUGGGGCUGCACUCUGAACAGUGUCUCAAUUUGAACACGCUUUUAACUGAUCUUGCAAAAAAAUUGAAUCUUUGGAGCAUUGGUUAUAUUCGUUUGAUAAGGCUUUUCAAAGAAAGAGUUGCAGAAAGUUUUACAGACGAUGCUAAGUAUGAAUGGGUUCCAAUGAGUGUGGAAUUUGGUAUUCCACUAUUUAGUCCAAGGUUAUGCAGUAACAUAUGUAAGAGGGUUGUUUCAUCACAAUUACUCCAAAUGGACCUAUUUACUGGGCAUCGUGAUGCCAUGCAGGAAUUGAGAAAGACGUUGCGGAGUGUGUGCGAUGAAUACCGAGCAACAGGUCCGGCAGCAAGGCUACUUUACCAAAAAGAGCAAUACAAGGAAUCACCUCGGCAGCUUAUGACCUAUGCAAGUGGAAGGUGGAACCCUCUUGUGGAUCCUUCAUCUCCCAUUUCUGGAACCAUGAGUGAACACCAUAGGUUAAAACUUGCUAAUAGACAACGAUGCCGGACAGAAGUUUUGAGCUUUGAUGGCAAUAUUUUGAGAUCUUAUGCUUUAACUCCAGUAUAUGAGGCUGCUACCAGAGUAGUUGAUGAAUCUACCUCAACGAGUAAUGUAAAAGUUGACUCAGAUGAUACUGAGAGUAAAGAAGUGAUUCAUCCGGGUGUCAAUCUUCUAUUUGAUGGAUUUGAAUUGCGCCCUUUCGACAUAGGUGCUUGUUUGCAGGCUCGGCAACCUGUUCUUUUGAUUGCUGAAGCCACUGCAGCUUCAGAAAAUUCUGCAGUUAAAUAAAGCAGUCUAUGGAAUAUCUGUUGGUUAUCUUUCAUUUGCGGGUGUGUGUGGGUUGGGGGUUGAACUUUAUGUCAGAUAACAUUUACGUAUACCCGUCAAUUGCUUCCUUUUUGGAACAAUUUAACACAAAAGUUGUAAAAUUAGAACAAAUAUACCCUUGAACUAUCUAUAUUAGAUAACAUACAUACCCCCUCAAUAAUUUAAACACUAGGGUAUGUUUGUUCCGAUUUUACAGUUUUGUGUUUAAGCGUUCCAAGGAAGUUGAGGGGUAUAUUUGUAUUCUGAUUUAUAGUUUAGGGCGAAUCUGUUCUUUCUCCCCGCAAAUAUCCAGUGCUAUGUGGUGCUACAGUGCAGAGAAGACGCCCCAAGGAAAAAAAAUUCAAAUUCCAUCUUCUGAUAUUACUUUCCAUCUACCCAAGCACGAACACAUGAAACACUUGAAGGGGAACACAAUUUGCAGGAAAGGUAAUUCUAAAGGUUUCCUAAAAGUUUUUGAAAUACAGAAACGUCACCCCCUAACUCCCUAAGAAUUAAGUUUUUUACGUGAGAAGUUAUGUUGAGUCUUCUCUAUAGAGAUUUGUAAUUCUACAACCUCUCCAUCUCAUGUUUGCAUGGAAGCCCAUUUAUUUUGUUCUUAUUUUUCCACUUUCAUUUAGUCUUUGGAUUUGUAAAGUUGUGUACUUGUGUUUACUUGAAGAGAAACGGAAAAGGAUCCUUUAUUGGGGCACACACUGGAGUUGUAUACGUGUUUUGUUCCCUCAUAAAAAGUGUGUUCUGAUAAAGCAUUGGCGGUGGAGAGAGUACAAAAAACCUGUGCAUGAUUCUUGUAUAAUGAAAAUAAAUUGAUCCAUAAGUUAGCCACUUUAACUUGUUACUUGAUGAUCCAUAAAUUGAUCCAUCCAAUCCAUGAGGAAUUGGGGGAAGUGAGUCAACUUGACUACUUGAGUGGUACGAGAAUAAUGAAAGCCGCCUCGCUUCUAGGGGUGGACUCGGGCCGGUUCGGGCUUGGGCCCGGCCGGGCCUCGGUUCAUGAAAGGGGAGGCCUGGAACCGGCCCGAGUAACCCCCGGGUCCGGUUCGGGCCGGGCUGGGCUGAGCCUCGGUUUAACUUUUGUUUGGGCUUUUUCUAAUUAACCCCCAACCCUCCCCCCUCACCCCAAACCAUCCCAAAUGGCCCAAAAUACCCAGCCCAACCCAAAAACUUAAAAAAAUUCAAAAAAAAGAAAAAAUAAAUAAAUUGGCCCGGACCCGAACCGGCCGGGCCGGUUCACUUUUUCAGGGGCCCGAGCCCGGCCCGGAACCCCAGCGGGUCGGGCCUACCCGGACCGGUACCUGGCCGGGCCGGCGGUUUGGGCCGGUUCAAACAGUGAUCGGGCCGCCCGGCCCGAGUCCACCCCUACUCGCUUCCACUCUUCUCAUAAUUCUUGGGGGAGAAAUGGUACAUGUUUGGUUACACGUUGGUUUAAAUGUUCAAGUGUAAUUGUUUGUGCAAGGAUAAUUGAUUUUAAAUUUAAUAAAGGGAAGUGUUUGUGAUCCUGAAUUGUUUAUACAUAGAGCGUGUAACCGGUGUGGACAAGUAGCGUUUCUCUUCUUAGGGAGAACUAAGAGUUGAGUUGCUAUGAUACUGCCGGUGUGGCAGUCGUCAUUUUUAUCUUAGUCUUCAUCAAUUAUUAUUAAUCACAUAAAUUCAUUUUUCUUAAUAAUCACAUUAUCUCUUUCAAGUUUGAUGAGGUGAAAGUGGUAAUUAUUAUUAUUGACAGUGGUAGUUAAUAUUAGUGGAGUAUAGUAAUGUCACCACAUUUCAAACCUUUCUAUAAAAAUUUAGAAGUGAUGAUAGAAAUUACAAUUCGUGUCUCAAUGUUGAUGAGGGGAAAGUGGUAAUCAUUAUUAUUUAGAGUGGUAGUUAAUAUUAGUGGAGUACUAGAGUAUAUUAAUGUCACCACAUUUUAAACCUUUCUAUAAGAAACCUAAUUCUCUAUAUAAAUUACAAUUCAUUUUCAUAAAAGUGGAGUGACAAACAAAUUUUAUGAUCGUAAUUUGCUGGUCUGAUUUGGUCUGUUUAAUUCUGAUCUGAACUGGUCUGGUGUUGAUAAAUGAUUUGUCUUUGUCUAUUUAUAAUUGUCCAAGUUUGGACUGAUCUGGGUCGUUUAAGUUUGAUUUGGUUUAAUUUGAUCUGUUUAACUUUGACCUGGAAGUGAAAACAGAUCAAAAGAAAAUAUACAUAGAGGGACAACUACGCAAAUCUUUUUAGCAAAAUGCCAAAAUGGUACCGGUUUUCUGAAAUCGAGUAAUUUUUCAAAAGUUCUUUUAAAAAAAGAUAUUCGGGGUAACAAAUUUACAAAUGUCCACAGUCCACAUGUCAUUAAGAAUGAAUUAGAUAAAAGUUGGUUGAUUCAAUUUAAAACCACGAAACUAUUAUGAGAAAGUUGUUCAAUAUAGGAGUAAACAUAAACAUAAUUGCACAAAUAAAAGUGAAACUUAAAACUUCCUUCAAUA